Equus quagga is the source of this 1568-nucleotide messenger RNA. RefSeq names its product collectin subfamily member 11 (gene COLEC11). Lineage: Eukaryota; Metazoa; Chordata; Mammalia; Perissodactyla; Equidae. The transcript is spliced from 7 exons. The record is from RefSeq and is a predicted model, not a curated record. Bases 187 to 1008 code for a protein of 273 amino acids.
AGUGUCCCCACGGGCUCCCGACGGUCAGGACGCCCCCUGUGCCUAGUGUGCACUGCAGGUCAGGGACACUGCCGUUGGCUGCAGCCCUGGAGAGCAGGACGGCGGUUCCCCAGCGGGAAGACACUGAGACAGGAAGGCGAGAUUCCAGACAGAGCCAGAGGAGUCAGUGUCCUGCGAGUGCUCAUUAUGAAGAGAGGUCUGGCUCUCAUUAGCCUGGCCUUCCUGUCUCUGCUCCCAGCUGGAUGUCCUCAGCAGCCGGCGGACGACGCCUGCUCCGUGCAGAUCCUCGUUCCAGGCCUCAAAGGGGAUGCUGGAGAGAAGGGAGACAAAGGCGCACCAGGACGGCCUGGAAGAGUGGGCCCCACGGGAGAAAAAGGAGAUGUCGGUGACAAAGGACAGAAAGGCAGUGUGGGUCGCCAUGGAAAAAUUGGUCCCAUUGGUUCGAAAGGUGAAAAAGGAGAUUCUGGUGACAUUGGACCCCCGGGCCCUAAUGGAGAACCAGGCAUCCCGUGUGAGUGCAGCCAGCUCCGGAAGGCCAUUGGGGAGAUGGAUAACCAGGUCACCCAACUGACAACUGAGUUAAAAUUCAUAAAAAAUGCACUGCCCUCCCCCGCAGCUGUUGCCGGCGUGCGAGAGACAGAGAAUAAGAUCUACCUGCUGGUGAAGGAGGAGAAGAGGUACGUGGAUGCCCAGCUGUCCUGCCAAGGGCGAGGAGGCACGCUGAGCAUGCCCAAGGACGAGACCGCCAACGGCCUGAUGGCCGCCUACAUCGCGCAGGCCGGCCUCGCCCGCGUCUUCAUCGGGAUCAACGACCUGGAGAGGGAGGGCACCUUCGUUUACUCCGACCGCUCCCCAAUGCAGACCUUCAACAAGUGGCGCAGUGGCGAGCCCAACAACGCCUACGACGAGGAGGACUGCGUGGAGAUGGUGGCCUCGGGGGGCUGGAACGACGUGGCCUGCCACAUCACCAUGCACUUCAUGUGCGAGUUCGACAAGGAGCACGUGUGAGCGGGCAGCCGGCCUCCUGAACCUUCGCUUUUUGCAGCGUUGUUAGCAGGGCCGCUCCACGACGGCGGCGGCUGGCGAGCUGCCCUCUGUAGUCAGGAGAGCUCUUCCCGAUAGCAUCGUCCCCUCGAGAAGCCCAGAGCCUCCUUAAGUAAAAGGCUGUUUUUUUCUGAACCUUCGAGAGUGGUGUAUGCUAAGGAGAAAAAAAAGUGUUUCUUGGGUGUUAUUUCUGAGGAAGCAAAGUUUAUUACUUGUAUUUUAGCCAAAAUUACAUAAAUGUUCAUUCUUUAAUUAUUACUCAGAAUUGCUCUUGCCUUUGUCCAAACUAUAAAAUAAAAUCUUUGAACAUUACGAUAGUUAAGUACAAACAAUGGUAGCGGGAUCUUAAAUUACUGUCUUCCUUUUAAUUUCUAUAUGGAAUAGAACCCACUUAACUUUGACCAAUGUUUCUGUAAAUUGUGUUAAAAUAUACAUUCCUUUUCACUAUUGUCCCAGUAGAAAUAAUUUUGCUUUGCUGCAAACCCAGAUUUCAGGAAAAAGAAAAAUAAAUUCUCCAAACUUGA